Molecule: messenger RNA, 282 nt
Organism: Oldenlandia corymbosa var. corymbosa
Lineage: Eukaryota; Viridiplantae; Streptophyta; Magnoliopsida; Gentianales; Rubiaceae
Source: the annotation of a GenBank genome assembly
AUGUCAACCCGUGAAGCUUUGGCUUCGGAGGCUGGAAGAACUUAUGAGGCCGAUGAACUGUUGGACGAGUUGAACUAUGAAAUGUUUCGUCGCAAGGUGAAAUCUACCAACAGUUGUAGAAGAAAAGUGUGCUCUUUCUUCUUCAAGAUCUGUUGGGAUUAUUGGACUCCCAACAUAUGUGGAAAAAGGCCCGAUAGUGAAAAUGUUUUGGCCCACUUUGACCACUUAAAGGGACAAGUCAGCAUUUGGAAAAAAAAGAGAAUCAGAGAGAAGAGAGUUUAA